GCGAAACUUGUCCAGAUGCAUGCGCGCUGAGUUACCUUACUCAGUAAUACGUUUCUAUGGCUCAUUCUUACUUUCGUUUAAGUCGUCAUUAUAUAAUAAUAAUAAUUCAAAUAUUAAGCACUUAAUCGUACUUUAAAAUUACGUACAUAUAUAUAUCAAAAUCAUAUAUUACAUAUAUGUAUACUUUAAGUUAUCUGGCAUUAUUUUAACUCUCUUAUCGAUACGAACGCAUAGGCAACCGGAUCGUUUAAACUUCUAAAUUCUUACUCUCGUAUUGCUUAUGGGUUCGUCGAGGAUUAAUUAACUGUAAGAUAAAUAAGAACCGGAUAUUUGUAAAGGCCCUUGCACGUGCACUGUCGGAUGAUUAAAGAAAUGAUAUCUCGUCAACUGAAUCCUCAAAGAUUCAAACGGAACGGUUCUAAAACAAAAUCUGCUAUUAUCAACACGACGGCGACAGGAUGUCGCGCCUAAAGAAAUACAAUACGAAAUUAAUCCGCGUAAUAUCCGGACUGCGUGUCGGAAGAUCAGGUGAACCAUAGCUAGGCAUUUAACAUAAACAGUUCGUAAGAUAUAUCCAUUUCACGUUGGCGACGAGAUGUCGCGCCCAAGAAAUAAUUAAGAUUGAUAAACCGGCGAGAUAUUUGGUAGUGAAAGCGAUCCUAGCCGAAAAAUAUCCCGGAUCAAAUGAUCGACGAAAUCCUAGACGAGAUAUCUCCGAUAAACAUCCGCACACGUGCAAACGGUCUCACGCGCCUUAUCAGCGACCCCCGAAACUCGGUUCCCGCCAAGCCGCCGAAUCACUCCCACUCUUACCGACUCUUGCGCUUCGCGCGUGUUCCCUACUCCGGAGCGCUAGCGGCCGCUGAGCGCAGCGCCGAUUUUGCUCGAUCCCUUUGUCCGCGCCCUAUUUAAACCCGCGCACAGACGCCGGAUCAUUGAUUAAUUCAUGCAUUCUCUCAUUAUUUUUCGACACUCGUUCAGUACCAAUUCAGCGAUUAAGUCAGUCAUUAGUUCUCGGUCACGCGUCACUCUUCAAUCUUCAAGUUAUCUGCAACCUCUCUCGUACUUCGCGAUCAACUCAUUGUUAAUUAAGUUAACCAGUGCGUGCUCCGACAGACUGCUACCACCAACAUAUCUCUGGGACCAUCUUCAACUGUCAAACCACAUCAACCAUUUAAUUAUUAGUGGACCAAACUAUUGCUUCAAACCAUAUUAUAACUCGUACAACCCUCUCCCCUCCCUUGUGCCGCGAUGAAUUCCACAACACCUAAAACCAUCAAGAAAAAUCGCCACCGCGCUGGGAAAAGGAAAAGAGCAAAAAUCCUCAAGGCUCAACAAAAAGCCCUAGAGCGGGCUUUCGAGGAGAUUGAAAAUUUCGUGGGCUACCCGCUGGAGCACACCCCCCUUCCUCCUCCAGUCACAGACGCUCCGCCAGGAAGAGCGAUCUCUUCCUUUGAUCUAUUCCAAGAAGACACCGUCCCUUUGGAAAACUAUAACCAGUUAACGUCUAACGCGCCCGAAAUAAUCACGCUUAGCGAUUCCGAUCACGAUUCUCCGGAGUUGGAACCUUUAGAUCCAACUGCGGAAUACCAUAGCGAUGCAGUAGCGCAGAUUAUUAUAUUUCCGCCAGAGAAUUAAAUAAUACAUGUAAUAAUCCUAUACGUUGUUUAUUAAUAAAUAUAUACAUAUAUAUAUAUA
Molecule: messenger RNA, 1698 nt
Organism: Monomorium pharaonis (pharaoh ant)
Lineage: Eukaryota; Metazoa; Arthropoda; Insecta; Hymenoptera; Formicidae
Exons: 3
Coding region: 1252-1638 (128 amino acids)
Source: RefSeq, a predicted model, not a curated record